This is a messenger RNA of Betta splendens (Siamese fighting fish), 9130 nucleotides long. RefSeq names its product centrosomal protein 170Bb (gene cep170bb). Gene Ontology annotation, molecular function: protein binding. The transcript is spliced from 20 exons. The record is from RefSeq and is a predicted model, not a curated record. Bases 1572 to 6725 code for a protein of 1717 amino acids. NCBI's taxonomy places the organism in Eukaryota, Metazoa, Chordata, Actinopteri, Anabantiformes, Osphronemidae.
GGAGGGCAGGGCGUGGAGAAGGGAAGCGGGUACCGGACCGUCUGCCUGGUCUGCGUCCGUCUGGCGGUUGUCACGUCGUUACGCUACUGGUUGGUCUCCGCGGCUCCGAACAGAGGAGCUUCUUUAGCCCGGCCUGCAGCAGGACGGGGCGCCGAGGCCCGCAGAGCCGCUCCAUCCAGCAUCUGGCUCAAUAGUAAUAAUAAUAAUAACAAGACGGAUGUAAUGAAAAUAGUUAAAAUAAAUAAAUUUAAAAAAAAGGUCAGAAGUGUCUCAUUUUGCAGAACCUGAAAAGUGAAAACCUUGUUUUCACCAUGAGACAUGUGCACAACAAAUCAAAGACCACAAUCCAGCAAUAAAUGAUCAAUAGUUGAUCCUCCUCUUGAUCAAUGAACGGUUAGACUGUUGUUCGACUCAGAAACAGACCUGCUCUCUUUCCCACUUCAGCCUGUUUCUUUUAGAUCAAACAUGACAUAAAACCAAGUCAGACUUAGAACCACAGGUUUCUAAAAGUCAGAACUGUGGCCCACUGAGCUUCAUGCCGUCCAGAAGAAGACACUUCAGUUUAAUUUAAUCCAUCCAUUCAUUUUCUACAGCUUAUCCCGGGUGGUGCGACCCCACACACCAGUCCAUUGCAGGGCAACACACAUACAGACAACCAUUCACACACACAAACUCACACCUAUGGGCAAUUCAGAGUGACCAAUCAACCUAAUGCAUGUUUUUGGACCAUGAGAGGAAGCCGGAGAACCCGGAGAGAACCCACACAAACACAGUGAGAACAUGCAAACUCCACACAGAAAGGCACCCAGGCUGCCCAGAAAUCAAAGCCAGGAACUUAUUGCUGUGAGGCGACAGUGCUACCCACUGCACCACAUCACAUCAUAGCACUAAAUCACAACAAGGUUAUCUUAAGGCACUUUACAAGGUAAGGUUUAAGACCUUGCACAACUAAACCGAACAAAUCCCACAUACAGCAAGCCUGUAUGUGCAGGAUGGUUGGACCAGAGACUGGACUGGACACAGGCAGGAUGGUUGGACCUGCAGCUGAGUCUGAUGGUACCUGUAGGUGUGGACAGAGUGGGGGAGAUCACAACUACUGGAGAGAAAAGGACAAGGUUAGUUAAACAUGGAACAAUGAGGUUAUUGGACAAAAAGAGGAAACAGAGGAGCUCAGUGUAUAAAUUAAGUCCCCCAGCAGUCUAUGUCUAUUGCAGCUUAACUAAGAGAUGGUUCCUGUGACUAACAAUCAUUGCCAGUGACCUGAACCAUCCCUAACUAUAAGCUUUAUCAAAAAGAAAGGUUUUAAGCCUAAUCUGGUGGAGAGUGUGUCAGCUUCUCGAACCUGAAGAGGGAGCUGGUUCCAGAGGAGACGAGCUUGGUAGCUAAAAGCUCUGCCUCACGUUCUACAUUUAAAGACUCUAGGAACCACAAGGAGCCCAGCGCUCUGAGAACAAAGUGUUCUGCUGGGAGCGGUGUGUUGUGUUACCUUCUAACACCUCAGGCUCUCCCUCUCUGUCUGUCUGGACUCCCUUUCCCAGGAUGCUCUGGGGUUUCCCAGCAGGCCAGUGAAGAUGAGUGUGACAUCAUGGUUCCUCGUCAGCAGCUCCGGCACUCGUCACCGCCUCCCCAGAGAGAUGAUCUUUGUGGGACGAGAGGACUGUGAACUGAUGCUGCAGUCUCGUAGUGUGGACAAACAACAUGCUGUCAUCAACUACAACACAGCUACUGACGAACACCUGGUGAAGGACCUGGGCAGCCUGAACGGGACGUUUGUGAACGACCUGAGGAUCCCCGAUCAGACCUACAUCACUCUCAAACUGUCUGACAUCAUCCGGUUUGGAUAUGAUUCUCACGUCUACGUUCUGGAGAAGAGUCAGCACAGAGUCCCAGAGGAGGCGCUAAAGCAUGAGAAGUACAGCAGUCAGCUCCAGAUGAACUUGAAAGCAUCAGAGGGGAAAAAGGCAGAGAAAACAGGAAGUACAAAGACUGUGACACAAGAGACUCAGGGGAGUCGGCCCACUCCUCUGUACGGCCAACCGUCCUGGUGGGGGGAGGAUGAUUAUGGGACUAAAGUUCAAAGAAGUGAUGAUCUUCCAGAAGAACACAAAGAUGCUCCGUCUGUGGAUCCAAAAUUUCCCGGAUCUUUGUCAGACUCCCAACCGCAGGCCGUCUUUUCUUCAUACCACCGUGAACCGAGCUACUUUGAGAUCCCCACCAAGGACUUUCAGCACCCCUCAGGGGUGGAGCUUCGUGAGAUCCCCACCAAGGAUACGGACACACAUGUGACCCCAUCCUCCCCUCCCACUCCAACCCCACCUGUUGUUCAGAGCCACGCCUCUUUCACUAUUGAGUUUGACGACUGCACGCCUGGCAAGAUGAAGAUCAAAGACCACGUCACUAAGUUCUCCACCCGCCUGAGGAAGCAGUCGGCUCUGCCCAACAAGGCAUCUGUUGUAACUCCCGCUGAGGUGAUGUCAGCAGAGAGCAAGGUGGCUGAUUGGCUGGUCCACAGUGAUGCCAGCAUGAUAAGGAGACGCCCACCAUGUGAAGACGUUUACAGCACUAAGAGCGAUCUUGCCAUGAACAUCAAAACCCUCAAAGGUCAUCAUCAUGAGGACGGAACCCAGAGUGAUUCAGAGGACCCAGUUCUCAAAGGAGGAAGGAGUAAAUCUCAGCACUCUGUCCAAUCAGAGCAGUCAGAGGUUCCGGACCAGAACAUCCAGUCAUUCCCACCACCUGCUCCAACACAGAAGCUCCACCAGCCACUCCAAUGUUCCCCAAGUAGACAGGCCACCUCGUCUCCUGUAGCGCCAGAGCUGACCCUGUCCCAGAGCCAGACUCUUCAAGUGCCAUCCCCUACAAAGGAAGGACCCAAGCAAGGUUACCCAGAGCAUCUGACCCAGCAGGCCUUCAUCAUUGAGUUCUUUGAUGACAACCCACGCAAAAAACGCUCACAGUCUUUCACACACAACCCUGCACAUGCUGAUUCUUACUCAGCUCUCAAGGGCAAGCUGGAACGGCGGAAAGGCAGCGAGAGGCCAGCAUCUGUGCACGGCCAUGUUCCACCCACUCAGCAGGUGACUACCCCACUGAAGAGUCAGGGCCACAGCGGCCCUCAGAGGUCAAGUUCUUUGAAGAGGGAAAAGACAGAGGGGGAGGCGGCUCCAGCCAGUUCUUCCUCCCGCUCUUCCUCAGGCAUCAUCAUCAGACCCUUUGGCAGCGUUGGGAAAAAAUCCAAGCUUGCUCAAGAGUUUGCUGCUGAAUUCCUGAAGGAUUCCAAUGGACGGGAUUUCUCACCAACAAGGGACAAGAUUUCGCCUCCACCAAUGUCUGCACCACCAGUCAUGGUGUCACCGCUUCGGGCAGGGCUUCCUUCCCCACAUGAAUCUCCUGCACCAUCUUCAGUCUCCUACCCCUCCUCUCCUUUACAACCCCCAGCUGUUUCAAAGUCCUUCACUGCCCCCAUAGCUGCUGGCCGUACUGCCUCUCCUGCGCACUCCUUUGUGCCUCCCAUGUCUUCAGUGAUGCCCCUAGGUGUCCAUGGGGGAGAACUCAAAGGUUCCCACAGGAUGAUAAGGAAUGAGGAAGAUGAUAGUUUAAGCGAUGCUGGGACCUACACCAUUGAGACAGAGUCACAGGACAAAGAAGUGGAGGAGGCUCGCAAUAUGAUUGAUCAGGUAUUUGGUGUCCUCGACUUUCCAGAGUACAGUGGUGUGAACACAGGAGUGUAUAGACCUGUAAUAAAUGAUGGCAAGGAUGAACAAGCUAACAUGCCUUGCGAUGGUGAUGGUAGCACUGUGGAUCCGUUGCAUGGCUUUAUCCCAGCUACUAUCAGCGUCCACCCAGCAGGCCCCGUUCAGCUUCCAUCUGGUCAUGCAGCAGGUCUGGAAGGACCUAAAUGGGUUUCCCGAUGGGCCAGUCUGGCUGACAGCUAUGCUGACCCUGGGUCCACUCCACCACAAGGAGAAUGUUUAGAAGAUUUGCGCUCAAUGAGCCGAUCAGUGGGAAGUUACAGCUAUGACAACUCUGAGUCAGAAUCCAGCCACAGCUCUAGGACAAGAAGAAUGCUGCCCCAGGUACCUCCAGAAAAGCUGGACGUUAUUGCCCCAAGUAUCCUGAUACGUCAUGAAUCUUAUCAAGAACCAGAGCCACUGGACAGAGGCAGUGUCUCACCCUGUCCUCAAGAUUCCACUCAACACCUGUCAAUUCAGGAUGACGUGGAUCCAGACAGUUUAAGUGAUGCCAGUCGCUCUGAUGAUGGACCACUUCUGGGGAAUGCAAAAACGAAUCAGGCCACUAUUGGUGUCACAGCUUCAGGGGCUGAUGUUUUUCAGCUCAAAGAUCAGGAGAAAGUACCCCCCUCCACCAAAUCCACGUCCUUCUACAUUGGUUCUGAAGAUCCAGCCAAAGCUAACCAGACCCGGAGUCCACUUCAGUCUAAGAGGACACAUGACCCAGUACCAAAAACACCUCCUACAACCAUCCUGAUUCGACACCUGAGUGGACAUGAAACCAGGAGGGCAGGUGUUAAGCCCAACAGCUCUGCUCCAAAUCUCCAAACUCAGGACAAGACUUCUUUUCCCACCAAUGAUGGCUGCAUAUCACCUUUUGUCCGGCAGGAGAGCUUCACUAAGGACCGGCCCAGUGAUACUGUUCAAGUGAAGAAGCUUCCCCACAUCUCGAGCCACCCAUCCAUCAGAGACUUGGAACAGAGGAGGGAAAAUAUCCAGGACUCACAGUCCUUCCUUCUGGAGGCAAAGGGAACUUUGCCCACCCCGGACACCAAGGUACCCUCAUCAGGCUCCGGUCGCAGCUCAAAGAAAGGGGGCUCCUCCAGCCACAUGGACGACUCCCUUUCUGGGGAAUCUGACGUGGACACAGCAAGCACUGUGAGUCAAGUGAGCAGUAAAAAUGCUCCCAUCAACUCUAAAAAGCGUCCAGCUAUAAGUAGUCUUCAGAAGGAGAGGUCAUCUUCCAACCCAUCCAUUCAAGACAAGGGACGACAGCCUACUGCCCGUGAACGUCUUUCUGAGAAACGCAGAAAUCAGGGAACUAGUGAUGCUUCAAGCAAGGCAGAGGCAGCAAAGCGCUUUCAGAUGCGCCGCAGUGUAGGUAACCGUGGCUCUCUGGAUCUGUCUGAGAGCCAGCAUGGUUCUGUCUCGUCAGACCAUGAAAUAUCUCGUCCAUCCAGCCGCAGCAAAAAAGGCAUUGCUUCUCUUCAAAAGGAAGACAAUGGAAAAACUGCAAAGACAGCGAAUCAACAGGUUUUGACCCGUUCCAACAGCUUGUCAGCCCCACGGCCAACUCGUGCAUCCAUGCUGCGCCGAGCACGACUUGGCGAGGCUUCAGACAAUGAAGGUGCUGAGACAGACAGAGCUUCCCAGAAUUCUGACCAUAUUGUUCCUCCAACCAAAGGCGCUACUGAGGCGAAGAAGCUAUCCAGGCUGGAUAUUUUAGCAAUGCCUAGGAAGAGGACCGGUUCUUUCACGACGCCCAGUGACAAUGAGACCUCCUCUACAGGUAGGUCCGGUUUAUCCAAUCGGAAUUCAGAUUCUGUUGUCACCACCAGGAAGACAUCAGUGGGAGAUGCCCGGCAGGCAGAAAGCAGAGGGAAUGGGGUUCCAGGGAAGCAACCCCUGACUCGUACCCGAUCCACCGGAGCCAAGUACCCCAGCUCUAGUUCCCGUCGCAGGCAGAAGGGUUCAGAUUUCACCUCUUCCUCUGAGGAAGAGUAUGGGACAAAUGGUGGUACUCCCAAGGCCAAACGCUCCUCCCACUCCUCUGCAGCUCAGAUACCCCGCGAUCACCGGACCACCGCUACUCGAUCCAAAUCCGUCUCCCUAGAGACAGAGGAGGACGAGGACCAAGAGGUGGACCCCUACCAGAACUGGUCGACACACAGUGCUGAGAUUGCCAAGCUCAGUCAGGACUUAGCUAAAGAUCUAGCCAUCCUGGCAAAGGAAAUACAUGAUGUUGCUGGAGAUGCAGACUCGCCAAGCUCUGGCAUGGGUACCACCAUCUCACCCAGUGCGCUUCCCAACACUCCAGCCUCCACCAUCUCCACCAGGGAGGAGACGCCAUCUUAUCCAUUUCUACCUCAGGUUCAACCAUUCCAGCCUGCCCAAACUCAACCCACCUCACUCUCCUGGCUUGGAUUUCAGCUGGUCCAGCAUAUCCCUGAGGCCAGUUUAAACUACCAGAAGGUUCCUCCAGGUUCUGCUGCCCUCUCUGAUCUGGAUGCAAACAUGAAUGAACCAGAGACCGGUUCUAGGCAACGCCGUCCAUGGAACCGUCAAGAGGUGAUUCUGGACAACCUGAUGCUAAAUCCUGUCUCUCAGCUUUCUCAGGCCAUCCGCGAAAACACAGAGCAGCUGGCAGAAAAAAUGAAGGUUUUGUUCCAGAACAAAGCCGAGGUCUGGGAGGAAAUUGAGGCGAAGAUCAACACUGAGAAUGAAGUUCCCAUUCUCAAAACAUCCAACAAGGAAAUUACUUCCAUUUUAAAAGAGCUGAGGAGAGUCCAGAGGCAGCUGAAAGUCAUUAACACUAUUGUGGAGCCCAGUGGAUGUCUUCAGGCUGCUGCUGUUUCCACAUCUUCUGUCAGUCAGACCCGACCCAAGGAAAAGAAGCUGACCUCCAAACCCCGUGCCCCCCCCCCCGCCUCCAACGCCAAUGAAAGCACCAAACGAGCACCUCGUGGACCUGACGGGGGCCACUACAUGGCCUGAGCAGGCCGUUGUAGCACUUCUGAAUGUUCCCUCUGCAUCCACACCAUCCCUGACCUGAGGAUUACUUAUACAAACUAUGGGCUUUGGGUCCAUCAUGGCUGUGACAUUCCUCCUGUGUGUCCAUGGUCCUUAUGAUUCCAGUGCCCAGAGCUUCUGUUUGCUGGAACCUCAUGAAGUGAGUGUUUGGUUAGGGAGGAGACACAGCUCAGAGAGUCACGCCUCUAUCUCUGGCUUCUAAAACAGGACAGAGAUCAAUUACAGCCACUGGCAGGACUAUACUGAAUUCACAUCAUCCUGGUGUGACCAUAUUUGUAUUAUCGCACAGAACACAGCACAGCAGUUAGAAUGUUUAACCCCAAUUGACCUGGCAGGAAACUGUGGAAGUAUGGAUGCAUUGGACUCAUCCAGAACCAAUCUGUCCUUUGUUUUCAGACAUUAACAAUAAAUUUAGACCUGCAUCACAACGCACAAGCUCAGCUAAAGUUAGUUCAAGCUACAGAAGCAGUAGCUGCCACAGUAGAACAUGAUGAUGUACAAACAUUUAGAGAUGAAUUCUGUGCUUUGAUAAUCUGUUGUUGCGUUUUAACAGGUUGUGUGUUUGAGUCUUUCUGUCUGUAUCUAUGAGACAUGUUGAAGCUUAAGUGCUGCUUCAAGAACAGAUGUAAAUGUAUAUUUUACUGAUUGUUUUGAGCUUUGCUGUUCUCCUGUAACCGCUCCUCUCAUUUUCAUUUUUUAGCUGUGAUUGUGCAAUAACUGUGAAACUGCUUCAGGUUGGCUGUAGCUGAAUGUUGUGAGCGCUGAAUGUCUGAGAGUUUUCUGGGACUUAAACAAAUCAGUCUAAUGUAAAAUACGAGCAGGGAGACAUCAGGCAACUUAGCUGGUCCCUAAACACAUCCUGUUGCCUCCGCUGGAUUACAGUUGGUCCUGAAGCCUAAAGGAAGACUCCUCAUGUCUACAGAAGUCAUAAACCUUAAAUUUCUGUUUGGUUGUUAGCUCAAUUCUGUCCCCUGGAGUUGAUACUAUUGGGGUAUGUCUCUACCAAAUACACAAAAUGUUUGCCCAUUUGUUUGCUCCAGCUCAGUCAGACUGGACUCACUUAGGAAGUUGUAGCUCUGACUGUGUUUGUCCUGCUGGAAGAACAACCUUUGCUUUCAUUCCCUGCAUUUAGCUUCAGCCAUCCUCCUAUUCACUCUGGCCAGCUUCCUGGCUCCUGCUGAAGGAACAUAAUGCUGCCACCACUGUCUUUGUAGGUGGGGAGGUUGUGUUCAGGCGCAUGUGAAGAAUUAGUUUUUAGCACACAACCUUUACCAUUAAGGCCAAAAGGUUCAAUGUGGAAAAGCCCAGAGCAAAAAAAAAAAAGAUUUUAUACAGUAAGCCUCUGUGUAAAUAUCCCCACAAUAGCUCUGGCAAAGUCGCUCUUGAAAUUAGAAGUGAAUGUUCACAUCUGCUGUGUUCAGGCCCAAUCUGUGCAUUUCCAGUGUUUUAGUCCCCGCAAACGUGAAUUUACGUCAAGUGAAGGCAAAUUUAUUAAGGUGUGUGUGUACACUUGUGUUGAAGUAAGAACCAAAAAACGUAUUUUCUUACGAAAGUGAGGACAUUUUGGCUGCUCUUAAGUUGAAGGCCUGUUUGAGGGUUAAGAUGUGAUUUUAGGGCUGAGUUUAGAAUUGAGUUCUGGUACGGAUUAGAGCAAAGGUUAGACGUCUGCCUUUAGGUGUGAUGGUAAGGGUUAGGGGCUAGGCAAGGCAUUAUGUCUAUGGACGUCCUCGCUUCCAUGUAAGUGCAAGGAUGGGUGUGUGUGCAUGUGCAUCUGGGCCUCGGGUUCAAACCUAGUUUUUGUCUGUCUGACACAAUUAAUGACACUGGGGGUUAUUUCCUACAUCUGAACGUAUAAAGACAAAGUAAAGCUUCACGUCACUGAUGUCUGUACCAGUCUUUGUCCUAAGACUAGCUUCCUGUCACAGUGAAGCAUCAAUGAUCUGCUACACAUACAAGUCAGACUAAGGCUUCUCCCCAUUUCCAGUCUUUGUGCUAAGCUAAGCUAACUGAUCUCACAGGUGGAGCUGAGCUUCUUCUGGGUUCUUUUAUUCACUCAUGGUGCCAUUUCAUGCUCUGCCGUCUGGAUCUGGACCUGACUGGCUGCUGCAGUGCUGAUGUAAACGCUGGCCUGGGCUUCCUGCACUGUGCUUAAUGUUGUUUCAGUGCAUGAGUAACUGAAAAGAUUAAGCUAAACUCUGUUUCCUGGUAUUAGAAACUUUUAUAUGCACCCGAUCAUGGUUUAUGGAGUAGAGUGUAUGGUUCUGGUGGAGAUGAACCAGCCUUUGUUCUCUGGACUCAUGUAAUCAUCAUCAGCAGGAUUUCUUUGUAUCACUGCAUCAUUUGUAAUAAAUUGACUUUAUGCACCAAGA